GCACCUUCAACAAGCGAAGAGCGAACCCGCGAAAACACCAUUCCUGUACGUGGAAACCGUAUCGAUCGAGCUUCCAGCUCUUCUUUAGUAUCUUGAUUCUAUAACGUACACUCUUGUAUAUGACUCAAUCUGCACAGAUCACAGAAGAGAAACUAGUCUCCUAGUUAACUACAAUUAUCGAGUUACGAUGUCUAUACCUUGACUGAAAUAUUUAACCCGCAUCAUUUUGACAGAAUAAGAAGUUAUUCGCAAAUUAUGAAUGUUGGUGAGUUAGAAAGAGGCUUAGUUUUAAACUACACCAAACUCCUGUCAAUACUGAAAAACCAGGAAGGUUGUGGAGAAAACGAUUUCCCUUCGUCGAAAAGAAUUGUAUGAGAAAUACAGAGACAUAACCAUGGUUAUUGGAGAUGAAACUGUGCACACUAGACCUAGACUUCAGUCUUUAAGGACAAUAACAAAAUCUAGGUCACCCCCUGCUGUUGUUAUUACAGACGAUUCUGAUACGUUUUCUGGAAUUAAUCCUGCAACUUCCGACUCACUAGCAGAAGAAACACAAAACACUCCCGCUUCAACAGCCUCUAGCCCUACUAUAGAGCAUUCCAGUAGAAUCUCAAAAAUUAAUGGAAUCUUUCAGUCUGGAUCCUUUAGUCGUGCUUCCAUUGGAUCCAUUAUGUCCUGGUCUCAGGAGGGGAUUCCGGUAAUUCCCAAUCCACCUUCUUUUGAAAGCCAGAUUGACAUUCACCACCUGUCAAACAACAUUCAAGCAGACGUAGAGGAUGACAGCCAAUCACCAACUGGUACAAAGGGAAGCAACUGUUGUUCGGAAAAGUUGCGGCGCUCAACUUUUGGGAUCCUUUUGACGCUGCUACUUGCUAGCUCGUGGAUUGGAGUAGCACAUAUGGUCAAGCUAACCUAUAUCACUAGUAUUCAGUCUACAUCGAAUGUGGUUCAGAAUUCCACCAACGAGCCCACAGAAGAUAGUACACUAAAUUUUGACGCUCGUCUACAGUUGACUAAAUUUAAUGCACCUUUCUUCACAACUUGGUUUUGCACCUUGUGGAAUAUUUUCUUUUUCCCAAUCUAUCUGGGUUCCAGGAUACUGAGACAAUCUGGAAAGGAUAGAACAAAAAGAGUUAUAUUCGAGUGUAUCAAUGAGCUCCAUGAAAAGGGCUUCACGGCAGCACAAUUCUUUGGACGUUGUUCACUGUUUUGUCUCCUUUGGGUCGUGACCAAUUACAUGUUAAUAUACUCUCUCGGUAUCCUGGAUACCACUGACGUCAUGGCUCUGUACUCUUCCAAUGUUUCUUUCAUCUAUCUUCUCUCCUGGGUGGUCCUUCACCAACAGUUUGUAGGGAUUAGGAUUGUUGCAGUUAUCCUAUGCAAUACAGGGAUCGCCCUUUUGGCAUACAUGGACGGAGUUACCGAGACCCCGACACUAGGGGGAGUUGUUCUGGCAUCUGCUGCUGCAGCAGGUUCUGCUAUUUAUAAGGUGUUCUUCAAGAAGUUAAUUGGGGACGUAACUUCUGGACAACUUUCCAUAUUCUUCACACUGAUUGGCCUUUUAAAUUUAUUGGUUAUGUGGCCUUUUUUUAUCUCUCUUCACCUGACACAUAUCGAAACAAUUCAUUGGAAUCAGUUACCAUGGGCACCACUAGGUGGAGCCGCAAUCCUGUCUUUGGUGGCAAAUUUGAUAGGAAAUUUUGGAAUUGUUCUGACGUAUGAAGUGUUUUUGACACUAGGCCUUGUUCUUGCAAUACCAGCAUCGGCAGUUAUCGACAUCUAUAUAUAUGGCGUCGUCUUUAAAGGAAUGAAGUUGGCGGGAAUAUUACUAAUUGUUACUGGCUUCUUGUUAGUUCUCCUGCCUAACAAUUGGCCAGACUACGUCAAUAUUCUUUUGAGGAUGCGCAGAAGCUAUCAGAAAAGAAGAAAGAAAAGGCUAAAAGAAGCUGAAUCGUCUAAUGGACAAAAAUCUAGACUUCGAACUGCAAGCGGUAUGGUGAAAUAAAACAAUUAAUCAUUCUUACUCAAGGAAUAAAUAGCUAAAGUACAUUAUUACAAAACCCUUAGGCGCUUUUAUUCAAUCCUGACAAUGAAGGAAUCAAGGAAUUUUUGACUUUCAUUCUAUACAGUUACCGGAGAAUUAUGUGGAAUGUGGUAUUAUUUUGAAGACUUAUACUUUAAUCUUGACCUCAAAAUAUUUUAAUGUUGAAAUUAUUACGCUUUACAAAAACGAUAUUUGUCUUUUUUUUUGUGGGAAAUGGUAUAU
Limulus polyphemus (Atlantic horseshoe crab) is the source of this 2266-nucleotide messenger RNA. Its product is annotated as putative thiamine transporter SLC35F3. The record is from RefSeq and is a predicted model, not a curated record. NCBI's taxonomy places the organism in Eukaryota, Metazoa, Arthropoda, Merostomata, Xiphosura, Limulidae. The transcript has 8 exons. The coding region runs from base 395 to 2005 and encodes 536 amino acids.